Molecule: messenger RNA, 615 nt
Organism: Arctia plantaginis
Lineage: Eukaryota; Metazoa; Arthropoda; Insecta; Lepidoptera; Erebidae
Source: the annotation of a GenBank genome assembly
AUGGCGGAUAAAGAUAAAAAAGUAAAGAAGAAGAAGGCAAAAGAAGAGGCACCAGCGGAAGAGGCCCCCGCUGCAGCCCCCGCCCCCUCUGGAGGCAGUGACAGGCAAUCCUCCCGCGGAAGCCGCAAGGCUAAGCGCACUGGUUCCAAUGUCUUCUCCAUGUUCUCACAGAAGCAGGUCGCUGAGUUCAAGGAGGCCUUCCAGCUAAUGGACCACGACAAGGACGGUAUCAUCGGCAAGAACGACCUGCGCGCCACCUUCGACUCGCUCGGCAGACUGGCGUCGGAGAAGGAGCUCGACGACAUGGUGAACGAGGCCUCCGGCCCCAUCAACUUCACCCAGCUCCUGACCCUCUUCGCGAACCGUAUGUCCGGUGGCUCGGACGAGGACGACGUAGUCAUCAAUGCCUUCAAGACCUUCGACGACGAGGGCAAGAUCGACUCCGAGAGAUUGAGGCACGCCCUCAUGACCUGGGGUGACAAGUUCAGCGCCGACGAGGUCGACGAAGCGUACGACCAGAUGGAGAUCGACGACAAGGGCUACAUCGACACCACCAAGCUCAUCACCAUGCUCACCGCCAGCGCCGAGGAGGAGGAAGGCGGCGAGGCCGCGUAA